GAGAGGCAGCGAAAAAGCGCAACAGGCACUCAGAGCACGAUCCCGACGCCGAUAGCCCACGCGAGACCUCCAGAUCGAGGUCGAGGAGGAAAAUCCUCGAGGGAGAAGAAAGGAAGAACGCGUAUACCGAAACCGAGGCUUCCAGCAGUAAGGGUGGAACGAGGCCGAAUAUCGAUGAAGACGUUUUCGUGGAAGUGGACUUGUCGCGUCCUUUGGAAAGAGACGAGAAUCGUCAGAGGGGAGUGGUCAAUCGAGGAUACGAACAUUCGGAAGUGGAAUUGCGACAAAAGAAACACGAACCAGAGGCUCGAGAUGUGAGUUGGCGGAACGGGAUCGUGAAUCCACUCCACGAACCAGGCGAGAUGACGUAUAGAGCCCGAGAAUUAAAUAGGGUGCCCGAUCCUCGAUCGACUCUCUGUCAACGGACGGAUAUGCUGCUCGGCGUUAUGGACACCACAAGGUCUCUCGCUCAGACGGACAAUUUCGUCUUUGAGAACCCCAAGGGUGGACGAAUUUCAGCUCAUAUAGCGGCGGCUGCAUCUUCGCUUGAAGCCGUAAUGGGACUCGUGGUCGGCACGUUCCUGCUGAUAGACGCUGAGAACCAGAAAAUCGUGGAUCACAAGCCGUACAUUGUCUACACAUAUUUGAUCCUCCAUGGCUUGGCUCUUCUGUCGAGCGGUCUGCUCAUCUGGGCCAACAAGAGAGGUCAAUUAGACUUGAUCGUUGCCUGGAUAGCAAUUCAGAUUUGUACAGGAGUCGUUUUCAUCUGCGGGACCCUCGUUUUCCUGGUGAUCGAGUUGAGCGCGAGCGUCCCGUUAGAGGACUUCAUACUUGGCGUCCCUUUCAUCUACUUCAGUUCAGCGUUGUUUAUUUUCAUCGUGAUUAAAGUAUGUUGGCAAGGUGCUCACAGUGUCAGCCGUCAUUUUGAGAUAUCGGAAGUUGACCUGGAUGCCGAAACUGGUGAGUUCAUGGGUAUCGGCUGGAGACACAGUGUAGAAGCCAUUUCCAAGGCAGUUGAGAGUCUAGCGCGGGAGCUCAUCGCAUCGAGCAAGGGCUCGGCUGGGCAGAAGGCUUCCCUCAUGAUGGACGUGAAGGGAUCAGCGGACUGA
Galendromus occidentalis (western predatory mite) is the source of this 1109-nucleotide messenger RNA. RefSeq lists its product as uncharacterized. The transcript has 7 exons. NCBI's taxonomy places the organism in Eukaryota, Metazoa, Arthropoda, Arachnida, Mesostigmata, Phytoseiidae. The record is from RefSeq and is a predicted model, not a curated record. The coding region runs from base 363 to 1109 and encodes 248 amino acids.